Molecule: messenger RNA, 2266 nt
Organism: Daldinia caldariorum
Lineage: Eukaryota; Fungi; Ascomycota; Sordariomycetes; Xylariales; Hypoxylaceae
Product: DNA glycosylase
Exons: 2
Coding region: 470-2266 (598 amino acids)
Biological process (GO): DNA repair
Cellular component (GO): nucleus
Molecular function (GO): DNA binding; catalytic activity
Source: RefSeq, a predicted model, not a curated record
UAAUGGAACCUACAAGUUUACAGGGAAGGCGGUUGCCUUAUAAUUAGUUGCCUCACUCGCGCCAGACGUACACGUUCCUUCUAGGCUCAUGCGUUCUUUUUAUUUUUUAUUUUUUACCUAACCCCGGCAUCUAACCACCCUCGGACCUAACGUCAACUUAUAAGUAUCUUACAAACUUCGAAGUGUCCAAAGCAUCCAAGUUACCGUCCCGACAAUAAUGAAUACUUAGGUGCGUAGCCACCCACGAACAAUUUUCUUCAACGCAAAGCUACCUCCUAGACCUAACACAUCGUGUAUUGUUUUCAUGAGAGUGGUGCAUCAGGAUACCUACCUAACCUAACCUAUAUAAAAUACUCAGACUUGCUACAGGCUGUCGCUUUAUUUGCGGUGAACGAAACGCCUGUCUUUUAAGAUUAUUCAAGUUCCUGGAUCAAAUUUAUAGAACGCUUUCACCAGGGCUACGGAGAAUAUGGCAGGGGAUUAUCUGACCAAGACGGAUAAAGAGGCCCGCAGACAGCUGGCUCUCGACUAUACAUACGGUUUCGACUUUCGCAGUAAAGCUGAUGAACAGUACAUCAGACACGCAAUAAUACAUGGUCAUGUACCUAAAAAUGAUCUAAAAUACUUCACCCACUUCAGUUUAACGCGUCGCGCUGAAGAAUGGCAUCAGCUGCUCGCAUGCGCAAACUCUUUGAGAGAAAAGAUUACUUUCGAUGAUCCGCUCGAGGGACAAGACCUUCUUACCUUCGUCACUAAGGUCCUCUCUUCGAACUCUAAGUCUCGGAAAGAUGUUACGGCUGGACAGACGUCAAGCCUUGGUUUGGAACAUGAACAUAAAGAUGCUGCACGAGGCCCCCAGUCAAACACAACACCACGACAGGCAAUGAAGAGGAAGAGAGCAAUAUCCACCGAACAGACGGAUCUAGACCAACCUGCAAAGAAGCAUAGAAUGAACAAGAAAUCGCCAUUCUGGUCUACUUCUGAACCGAAUCCUCCCCAUGGACAAGCUAACCAGUUGGUUGGUGAUACGAAAGCGUUGAAUGGAAAGAAAAGCAAGAGCAAGAAGAAGACUAAGAAGAGAAUGAGGGAAAGAAAGGCUAGAGAGUCAUUACAUGAGGCUACUACUACUUCUUCUCCUUUAGUAGGGGGCGUAGUACUCCCGAAAAACUCCAAAGUUUGCCGGGGCCUAAACAACAUCUCUGCAUCAUCGAAAUUCCACAACCGGGAGUGUAUGAGUGGCCACGAUGGUGUCUUGCAUAAAAUUAUUCCAUUGCGCAUCUCUCAUAGGAAUACUGAAGCAAAAGAAUCAUUUGCGAGCCAGCAAACACCAUCAGACACCCCCGGAAAUGUUAAAGGGGCCCCGAGAACAGCCAUGAUGAGUUUAGGCAAAUCAGACGACACUGGGGAAGCAUCCGAAAGGGGUGAUAAUGACACUUAUCCUCUGCCACUAGCAAAAUGCCUGACCGCAAACCGCAAAACGAAGUCGCCUUUCUUUGACGUAUCAACCCCGUCCGGCUCACUUAAGACAAAAGGUACCCGUGCUCCCCGUGGAAUAGUUCCUUGCAUACCUUUUCCUCGUUUAGACGCCCCCAAUUUCGGCUUGAUCCAAGAGAGUCUUGCCACCGAUCCUUUUCUCUUGCUCGUUGCAGUAACCUUUUUAAUACGAGUAAAGGGGAAACAGUCGAUACCUGUAUUUCACGAGCUAGUAGGAAAGUAUCCGACGCCAAGGCACUUAGCAGAAGCAGAUAAAAACGACAUAAUAGCAACCAUUAGACACCUCGGCCUUUCUACAGUGCGAGCAACUGCAAUCCAGAAGUAUGCGCGGAUAUGGAUAGAGAACCCACCUCGAGCUGACAUUCGGUACGGCGUGAAGAACUAUCCUCAGCUCGGCGACGGGGCUGAUGUCCGGGCCGCAGAAGAAUUGAGUACCGACGACCCUAGAUCAUCGGCGUGGGAGAUAGGUCACAUGACUCAGGGUCGUUAUGCUAUAGACAGCUGGAGAAUAUUCUGUAGGGAUGUGCUUCUCAAUCGUGCAGAAGAUUGGAGAGGUAAGGGGCGCGAAGGGAAAUUCCAACCCGAGUGGAUGCGAGUGUUGCCGGAAGAUAAGGAGCUCCGUGCUUGUCUUAGGUGGUUAUGGAUGCAGGAUGGUUACGCGUGGGACCCGAAAACAGGCGAGAAGGAUAUCCUCUCCGAAGAUCUACGUAGAGCGGUUAAUGAGGGCAGGGUUGCAUAUGAUGAGGCUGGCGAGCUGAAGAUACUAGAUUAG